This is a messenger RNA of Salvia splendens (bonfire salvia), 1454 nucleotides long. RefSeq lists its product as uncharacterized. Bases 337 to 1197 code for a protein of 286 amino acids. NCBI's taxonomy places the organism in Eukaryota, Viridiplantae, Streptophyta, Magnoliopsida, Lamiales, Lamiaceae. The transcript has 7 exons. The record is from RefSeq and is a predicted model, not a curated record.
AUUAUCAUGAUGAUCUAACUUCUGAGAGACGCCCACAUUUUUAUCAUUUCAUCUACUCCAGGCUCCAGCCCUCUUUAUCGCAGCUGCAUUCAUACUCUGAAAAUUAAUUUUUGGUAUUCUGAGAAGAUCAUCGAGUACGAGAGAUUAAUUUUCGGUUUGUGUGAAUAAUGAAUCAAAACUCUGCAAUUUGGGAGAAAUUGAGAAAUCGUUGCUUAAAAUCCUGUGUAUUGACGCCUUCUUCAGGAUGAAAGGGACGGAGGAACUGAACAUGCUAAUGAUGCCAUAUCCAGUCAACUGGUUGAAAUUGAUGGUGGUCUUCAGUUAAAUGAGGAUGUCAUGUGCUCAAGGUCUUGCGAUGGAGGCUUUGAGCACCAUAUGCAAACAGCACCAGAAGAAGGGAUCAAAAUUGGAAGUGGUGCAGAGUUACAUCAUGAGGGCGGAAGCACAUGUAACUGUGAUGAAGGAGGGCCUAUGUCUGAUAAUAAAAGCACAUUCAGACAUAGGGUCAAAACUGAAGGUGGAGCUGAGUUUAAUGACGAGGCUGGAGGGACCGAUAAAGAGACUAGUAGCUCAAUGUUAUUAAAGACUGAGAAUGGAAAGGAUCGAGCUCGAAUUGCAGAUGUAAUGCGUGCUCUUUUUGGGGAUUCAGAUGAGGAACCAGGACAAUAUGAAGCUGAGUAUGGCACUGAUCAAGGGAAAAACAAUUCCAUAUCUCCUGAACACAAAUUAAGUUAUGAGGGAGAUCUGGAGUCUGAAGGUACUGUAUCAAGUGAACAUACACAAUUUGGACCCGAAGAAGAAGAAGAAGAAAAGGCCGAGGAUAAACUAGAGGGGGAGUCAAAGGAUAAACUGGAGGAGCAGUCAAUCGGUAGGUUGCUGGUGGUGGAGUUUCCAAACUGCACUCCACUUGCUGACCCAUCUCAGGGCAUCUACCGGUCUCUGUUGAGCAUCUCUAAAUCGGAAAAGGUUGCUUCAUCUUCCGUAGUUUCUGAUCCCGAUAGCUCGACUGUUCAUGGUGAUCGGGAGACCACACCUAUGCCUGAAACAGAGCAAUUUCAGCAGAAGUGUAAUGACAAGGAAAUGACAUCCAAUCACAACCACCCUGAUGAGCACAUGUGGCCCAGCGAAGCAGAAGACGUAAAUCUUGAGAGGCAGAAAGAUCGUCAAACUAAGAAGCGUAGGCCAAGACGCGGAUAAAGCUGAGGGGAACUUGAACAUGAAAGGGGUUUGAUGAUGAGUUGCUGAGUUAAGGAACAAAUCUCUUAAUAAAUUACUUGAAAGGGGCUUCAGUUGCUUAUGAAACUUUAGUUUGGAUGAUUUUUCUGUUGCAUAAGAGCGUGUGAUAAAUUGAUGACUCAGGUUUUAGCAAACCUAUUUAUAUAUUUCUAUCUUAAGAUGUUAUAUCUGCUUUCAUUGGCAUUAGGGUUCUAAUUCUAUUGAAAGGUGAAAAAUCA